This is a messenger RNA of Amyelois transitella, 3048 nucleotides long. RefSeq lists its product as uncharacterized. Bases 1 to 3048 code for a protein of 1015 amino acids. Gene Ontology annotation, molecular function: ligand-gated monoatomic ion channel activity. The transcript has 19 exons. The record is from RefSeq and is a predicted model, not a curated record. Gene Ontology annotation, cellular component: membrane. Lineage: Eukaryota; Metazoa; Arthropoda; Insecta; Lepidoptera; Pyralidae.
AUGGUUUCUGGGGUGGAUCUCAUAAUAUCUGCGAUAUGCAAUGCUUCAAUAUGUGGAGGAUUGAACGACAGUCCGCAAUCAAUGUCUGGAUUUAGAGAUGAUUUACCUUCAUGGGCGAAAUCGAAUAAAAUGACACAUAAAGAAUUCAUCAAUAUGCUGGCCGCAGAAAUAAACGGGAAACAUCUAAGAGUCGCCACUUACAUUAACAGACCUAUGAGUGGCACAAAAAGAGACCCAAAUUCCAAGGUAGGCGGCGGAGUAGCUUUCUACGUGUUGGAUAUAUUACGAGAUAAAUUAAACUUCUCCUACGAAAUCAUAAUGGCAAAGAAGAAUUUUAUUAUGGGAGGAUCUAAUCCUGAGGAUUCCUUAAUCGGACUUGUCACAUCUGGGAAAGCGGAUAUGGGCGCGGCGUUUGUAGCCGAUGUCCUGGAUUUUCGAAAACGUGUGGCUUUCUCCAAUGUUUUGGACGAGGAGAAAUGGGUGAUAGUACUGAAGAGACCCAAAGAAUCUGCCACCGGAGAGGGAUUACUGGCUCCAUUUGACGACCUUGUUUGGUACUUAAUCCUGAUCGCUGUUGCAACUUUCGGGCCUUGCAUUUUCAUCUUCGCAAGUAUACGAGCUAAACUCUUACCCGAGGGUGAGCCGCCGGUGACUUUAUAUCGAAGCAUUUGGUUUGUGUAUAGUGCAUUUAUUAAGCAAGGCACUAACUUGGCUCCUAAGUCUAACACAACACGAGUGUUGUUUACGACUUGGUGGAUAUUCAUUUUGCUGCUCUCUGCCUUUUACACGGCAAACCUGACAGCCUUCCUCACGCUAUCGGAGUUCACUUUGGAGAUCAACGGGCCGGAAGACUUGCUGAGGAAGGACAAACCUUGGGUGGCUGCCGCGGGCGGUGUGGUGCAGUAUGCUGUGAGAUCUCCAUCAGGAAACAAGCACUUUCUCAACGAUAUGGUAAGGAAAAAGCGGGCGGAAUUCCAACCAUACACAUCGAUUGGUGAUUUUUUCAAAUAUGUCGACAAAGGAUAUGUUAUGAUCAAGUCACGAACUGGAGUAAUACACGCUAUGUACCAUGAUUACAUGAGGAAGAGCAGGCAAGGUGCAUCAGAAACCCAAAAGUGCAUGUAUGUGAUCGCCCCUCGUUACUUCGCGACGAUUCCACGAGGCUUUAUUUACCCUAAAAACAGUACUUUGAGGAUUUUGUUCGAUCAUAUUCUUGGAACAAUCGUUCAAUCGGGAGUAAUAGAACAACUGAAGAUGUUUUAUUUGCCCAGAACUAAGAUCUGCCCAAUGGACUUGCAGCUGAAAGAACGCCAGUUGGAGAAUACAGACUUGCUAAUGACUUAUCAGAUCACAACAGUUGGCUUCGCUGUUGCCAUUUUGAUUUUUAUUGGCGAGCAUGCUAUGGCCGCCGGGGUGGACCUCAUCAUCUCCGCCAUUUGCAACGCGACCUUUUGCGAGCCGGUUUACGAUAAUCCUAUUUUAGAUGCAGAACUUAAAAUCCAGAAGCAUGCUGUUUACAAUGCUCUGGCUAAAGAGGUCAACGGGGCUCAUCUGAAAAUCGCUACUUUCGACAAUUUCCCCAUGAGCUGGGCCGAACGCCAAGAAAAUGGUACUAUCGUUGGUCGCGGCGUGGCGUUCACGGUUGUGGACAUUUUGCGGGAGAAAUUCAAUUUCACGUACGAAGUCGUCCUGCCGGAGAUGAACUUCGAAUUGGGAGGGAAGACUCCUGAGGAAUCUUUGGUGGGACUCGUAAACGCUAGUAAAGUUGAUUUCGCCGCAGCAUUUGUGCCGAAAGUGUGGCUGUAUCGGCAGAAGGUUUUAUUCUCAGCUGAUUUAGAUGAGGGCGUGUGGAUGAUGAUGCUGAAGAGACCCAAGGAAUCCGCAGCUGGUUCUGGACUCCUGGCCCCGUUCACAAGUCACGUUUGGUACCUAAUCCUAGUGGCGGUAUUAGCGUACGGCCCUUGCAUCACGCUGCUUACUAGAAUUCGUGCUAAGCUGAUGCCUGAAGAUGAGCCUCCCAUCCGGCUAUCCCCAAGUUUCUGGUUCGUCUACGGUGCCUUCAUUAAGCAGGGCACUAACUUGGCUCCAGACGCUAAUACAACCAGGGUGCUGUUCACGACUUGGUGGCUCUUCAUAAUUUUGCUGUCGGCCUUCUAUACGGCGAAUUUGACUGCUUUCCUGACACUCUCCAAGUUUACCUUGGACAUCGAGUACCCGAAGGACCUUUACAAAAAGAACUACCGCUGGGUCUCGGCGGAAGGCAGCGCGGUGCAAUAUAUCGUUGCGGCUCCAAACGAAGACCUUUACUACCUUCACGCGAUGGUACAAAACGGACGCGCGGAAUUCCGGUCUUUCCGCAAUGACUCGGAGUACCUUCCACUAGUUCAGAACGGCGCUGUACUGGUGAAAGAACAGAGUGCAAUAGAACAUGCCAUGUAUGCAGACUACCUUCAGAAAGCACGGGAAGGGGUCGAAGAAGCGGACAGGUGUACAUACGUGGUUGCCCCGAACUCAUUUAUGAAUAGGCUGAGAGGCUUCAUAUAUCCCCAAAAUAGCAAAUUGAAGACCCUUUUCGAUUCAGUGCUCUGGCACGUCAACGAAGCUGGUUUGGUGGAUUUCCUCAAAUCACGGGACCUGCCUUCCACGAAGAUCUGCCCUCUGGACUUGCAGUCCAAAGACCGUCAGCUCAGAAACAGCGAUCUGAUGAUGACGUACAUGAUAAUGGUGAUUGGGUUGUGUGCCGCUGCAGCCAUCUUUAUUGGAGAGAUUCUAGUCAAGAGGUACGUUAGAGUCAAAUUCAGGAAGCCGAGCAAACAGAAGCGAAAGAAGACCAAAUUCAACAAAAGUUCGACGGUACAUCACUAUGACGAUAGCAGACCUCCUCCAUACGACGCCAUUUUUGGAAAAUCUACAGCGAAGCUUCCAGAAGGCUGUCAUAUGAGGAUUGUCAAUGGCAGAGAAUAUUUGGUAAUGGAAUCGAAUGGAGGAUCACGGUUGGUUCCUGUUAGGACGCCGUCAGCGUUUCUGUAUGCUGGUAGAGCAACGUAA